AUGAAAUAUAAAGAGGAAAAGAAGAGGCUGGACAACCUGUGGAGUGAGUUGAAAGAAGGGAAAAUCAUGAAGGGGCCUCGAGUCAAAAGAGUGGAGCAGAUAGAGAAGCAAAAUGAGGAAGAAGAACAAGAAGGAAGGAAGUUGGUUGCCAAUCAGGGGAUAGAGGCUGGUCAGGAGACUGAGUCGAGAGAGAUCAAUACAAAGGAGCUUGCAAAUGAACUACAAGUUAUUAGCUUUAAAGAAUCAGGUCCAAAAGUAGGUAAAGAAGAGAGAAACUUCCCUCACAGGAAUAAUGAAGACAAUGAUGCUAAUGGGGAAGAAGGGCAAUUCAGGAUGAGCAAGAGUGCAUAA
This is a messenger RNA of Linum trigynum, 351 nucleotides long. Lineage: Eukaryota; Viridiplantae; Streptophyta; Magnoliopsida; Malpighiales; Linaceae. The record is from the annotation of a GenBank genome assembly.